AUUAGGCUGUCCUAUGAAGAACCAUGAGCUGGACUUGUCCGCGUUGCCAGCAACCUGUUUACUUCGCUGAGAAAGUGAGCUCCUUAGGCAAGAACUGGCACCGUUUCUGCCUGAAAUGUGAGCACUGUCACAGCGUCUUGUCCCCUGGCGGGCAUGCAGAGCACAACGGGAGGCCAUACUGCCACAAGCCUUGCUAUGGGGCUCUCUUUGGACCUAGAGGGGUCAACAUUGGUGGUGUGGGUUGCUAUCUCUACAGUCUCCCUGUUCCCUCCCCUGCCAGCAGAGUUUCCCUCAGCCCCAGCAACUUUAGCCCCCCAAGGCCAAGGGCUGGCCUCCCCCAGGCCAAGAAAAGUCCCCCCUACACAAAGACAUUCACUGGGGAGACCUCGCUGUGCCCCGGAUGUGGAGAGCCUGUCUAUUUUGCUGAGAAGGUGAUGUCUUUGGGCAGAAACUGGCACCGACCCUGCCUCAGGUGCCAACGUUGCAGGAAGACCUUGACUGCUGGGAGUCACGCAGAGCAUGACGGCACACCCUACUGCCACAUCCCCUGCUAUGGAUACCUGUUUGGCCCCAAAGGUGUGAACAUUGGCAAUGUGGGCUGCUACAUCUAUGACCCAGUGGAGAUAAGAUCCAAAUGAGCCAUUCAUGGGAGUGACCAUCCUAACUCAGGCUUCCCACCCUCUCCUCCAUGGUCCACUGGAAGCUCUGGAAUUCCCUAGUCCUUUCGAGAGGGAGAAGAAAUCCUGGGGCAUGGGCAUGGGCUCUGUGGUAGACCCGACUCUACACUUUCUCUGCCAAUUCUUUGCUUCCCCAUUCCUAUUUGGAUAGGCUACCCCACUUAGAAUGGUGACCUCCUGGCUUCCCAGUCCCUUCUCCCAGCGAUGCUCCAGUUUGGAGGUCAUUUACUGAGUCUCAGCUCUCUGGCUUCUCUAACACAGUGUUGA
Messenger RNA from Onychomys torridus (southern grasshopper mouse), 944 nucleotides. It is a transcript of the gene Crip3, whose product is annotated as cysteine rich protein 3. The transcript has 8 exons. The record is from RefSeq and is a predicted model, not a curated record. Bases 24 to 638 code for a protein of 204 amino acids. Lineage: Eukaryota; Metazoa; Chordata; Mammalia; Rodentia; Cricetidae.